Messenger RNA from Lottia gigantea (owl limpet), 1200 nucleotides. RefSeq lists its product as hypothetical. The coding region runs from base 1 to 1200 and encodes 399 amino acids. The record is from RefSeq and is a predicted model, not a curated record. Gene Ontology annotation, molecular function: protein binding. Gene Ontology annotation, biological process: positive regulation of stress-activated MAPK cascade. Lineage: Eukaryota; Metazoa; Mollusca; Gastropoda; Lottiidae. The transcript has 2 exons.
AUGUCGGUUAUAACGAAAGGGUUUGAACCAGUGUUUCCAACUACGGAAAAUUCCAUUUCGGAGGAGCAACCGAUAGGACGCAGUGGACAUUCUAUGGUAGCAGAUGACGCUAAUUUGUACAUUUUCGGAGGGUACACGCCCUUCAGAGACGGCGAACAAGAUUUUGACAUUGCGGACAAACCUCGAGUGUUAGUGGAACUUUGGAAAUUUAAUUUCGCGACUAGAAAAUGGAUGAAAUUGGAAUCAGAGGGAAUUCCAGACACUUGUGCCUCCAGUUGCUUGGUUUUACAGGGCAAGAAGUUAAUAGUGUAUGGGGGGACGGGAUACCCUUUUGGACAAAUGAUGAGCAGCUCCCUGAAAGUCUGUGACUGUCGCCAUGUGAAUAAAUCAGGCUCAGGAAGCUAUUGGUACCUCAUUGAAUCGAACCCUAAUGUGUAUAACUGUUUGGACAGUGGGGACAAUAUGCCAAGACGAGCCUACGGACAGAGUCUGAUAUUCCAUGACAAUAAUAUCUAUACCUUUGGGGGUGCCAUCGGGUUCUUUGAAGAGGCAUUGGCUGAUCUCCAUAAACUAGAUGUUCAUACUAAAAUCUGGGAGAGGCUGGCCCCUACAGGGAAUGCCCCGAUCGGAAGAUAUAAACAAGAGGUUGCUUUCGAUGAUGAAAGAUUUUAUUUAUUUGGUGGAGGAAGGUUAAACUAUUCUGAAACUCUAGCUAUUGUCUACGCUUACCAUUUUGAUAAAAAUCGUUGGGAUGCCGUUCCAACAAAACCUGAUGUGAAUUUCGGGUAUCCUAGAUCUCGGUGCAGUUUUGGAUUGGUACAAGUGGAAUCGACUGUUUAUAUCACCGGAGGCAGAACGUACAGUUACAGUACUUAUCCAGAAUCAUUAGACGAUGUUUGGGCCAUAUCGUUAGUUAGUUUACAAUGGCGGAAACUAGGAGUGACUUUACCGGAGCCUCUUUAUUUUCACCGUGCCACCAUGUCUCCUGCGGGAUAUAUGUAUGUUUAUGGAGGCGUAACCAAAGAUGGGGAACGUUCUGAUAGAAUUUAUAAAUGGCGUCCACCGUUUCAUAUUCCUGCCUUGUCUGAACUGUGUUGGGAUUCCGUCACCAAACACUUCCAAUCUAUUGAUAAAGAAACGGAAAUUUAUUUAGAAACAUUUUAUGGAAUUCCUAACAGAUUUACUGAAAGACUUUCAUAG